AUGUCUAAAAAGGUGUCAUUGCCUUCUUUACAAGUUAGCCCACAGCGGUCUGACUCUGUAAAUGAUGGAAGUGAUCGUGACAUUUCCAGUGAAGAACAGUCUUCUACAAAUAUCAGGAAUUCUCCUUCAAGAAAUGGAUUAAGAAAGAGACUGGCAAGCAUGGCUCCACUUGAGAUGGCAGCAAAUCCUCACACUCUGAAAUUCACACAUAAUACAAAAGCACGAGAGAAAACCAGAGAACGACAGCAGCCCAUAAAAUUGGAGCCUUUGCCUGUAUUAAAGAUUCAUCAAAGCCACAAACAACCAGAAUAUAUAUACCAGAAGAAUAGGGAAAGAUUAUUAGCCGCUGGAGUCUUAAAGCCUUUAACUUCAGCUGAGAAAAGGAAGUGGGGUGUUGCUGUGGAACCAACAGUGUCAGAGAUUCCAGAAGAAUUAAAGGAAAUGGAGUUACUGGGUCCGAAAGCACCAGUUCCAACUCCUCCCAAACAGCCUCGUAGUGCGGUCAAGAUAAGUGCUUGCCUUCCAAGUCCCAUUUCUCCCACCUUUACCUUUUAUGAACCAAAAGAAGUAGUUAAAGCCAAUGUCACAGAACCCCUGGAAAUUAUAAAAAUAAUAUGUGAGAACAAAAACCUUGGAUUCCUAUACAUGACUCCUGCAGUGCCUAGGUCAUCCAUUGAAUAUGACGCAUUCAAGCUGAAAAUUGUAAGUUAUGACUGCAUUAAUAAAAACGACUACUAUACUAUUAGCCCGAAUGCAGUUAUUCAUGUAUAUAAUGGAGAAGUUGAGUAUCUGGAACUUCCACGCUGGGAACAGGAAUAUCUAUACCACAGGGCAAUUACCAAAAUCUCUAUAUUUGCUAUAUUUCGCAAAUGGAAAUCAUUUAAUGUAUGGAGAAAGAAUGUUCGCACUAAGAAAAUUAAUAUGUGCCGCCGAGCUUUGCAAAAGAACUUGUUCAUUGUUAACGCUUGUUUGAGACCAGCAAUACUUAACAUCCAAGAAAUGUGUUAUAGAAUCAGUGACCUGGCAUUUUGUCAAAUUGAAAAGGGUUACUUAUACACACUGGCAGAAUUCAAAGGCACUCAAAUUGCGCAGCUAGAAGAUGUGAGUAGGUUUUGGUGGCUUUGUAAAAGUCUGAGCUAUAUGUGUGUGUGUACAUAUGUAUAUAUAUAUUGAAGAUCUUGUAUCAAUUAUUUUCUAUACCAUAAAUUUCAGGUGGCAUCACGGCUGUCAGAAUUCAGAGAAUUAGCUAAAGAAGUGGUCAGAAGUGCUUGUCGAACUGCGUUGCUUGAGUCUGGUUUUACCCCUGAUGAUUACUUCUAUGCAAUCGAAAGUACAGAACAGGUAACAGUGGUAACAAGAUUAGCGAGUGCAAAUGUCCUUAUUCCUCAUGUUGAAAAGGAUCCAUAUAGUGAACAACCUGAAAAAAUGACAUAUACAGAACAAGCCAGCAAAAGAGCUCAGUGUAUAAGGUUGACAUGCUUCAUUCGUCUUGCGGACUACCUUAUAGUCAACACUAUGCAUGUUUUGACGGUCAAAUCUGUUACUACUCUCUUGAAUUAUCUCACUGAUAAGCUGAAAAGGACACCUCCUUCAGAGAUCAUACAAAAAUGGAAUAUAGAAGAAGAACCGGAAGUUGCAGAAAAGAAGGUAGGUUCACUGAUUUUAGGAUCGGAGGAUGAUGAGCCAAGUGAUCCCAUGUUUCUUGCAGAGCUGAUUUUGGAGAUCCAUGCGCUGUUAUUUGAACCAACAGUGGAGGAAUUCCAGGAUGUUAUGUCUGAGAUUGUGACUCAGUUUCAGGCGACUGUGUUAUCUGUCACAAAUUUAGUGCCUGAUCAAUACUUCGAUGCUUUCACGCGUCCUGUUAUUAACAACAAAAUCGAAGAAAAAACUUGUGGUGAAGGACCAAGCUUACCCACAAUGUUCAAAGAUGAUAAACAUUUGCAAAAUAUCAUCAUCCAAAUAAAGGAGACAAUCUCAUUGGCAUUUGAAGCAGCCAACCUAUAUGCCACUACUUUUGAGCAGUUCCGAUCAUUUUUCAAAGAAAACGAAAGCCUCGAUUUGGUUGCGCUGAAGCAGGAAGAACCUGAUGUUAAAUUCUUUGCUGAACAACUGGAGAAGUAUCACAAGCAACACAAAGAAGCAAUGGCCAUAAAGCAGAAGAGAAAUCUAGGGUUGCUUCUCAUAGAUGCUAAAAAAUUGAAAGACAAACUGAUUCCAUCACCAAAGCGCUGUUUGGGGGUUAUCAAUGAAAUGCUUCCCAUAAUUGCAAAGAAAAAAGUGGCUGCCAUUCUAGCUGAGGUCCAAGAUGCCAAAUUUAAACUUGAGUUUCUGCCAACUACCACUAUAGAAUAUGUGGCUACCUUGACUUUCCUGGAUGAAAUCCAAGACAGGAUUGAAACCCUUGAGGAUGAAUCAAAAAUAGUGACAAAGAUGUAUCAGCUUAUUGAACUGUAUGCAAUACCAGCUCCUCCUGAAGAUUUUGCUUUGUUUGCAACCUUGAAACCAUCCAUUGUGACUGUUCGCAAUGCGAUCGACAAAUCCGUGGGUGAACGAGAUUCCAGCAUCGUUAAAUUCUGUCAACUUUUAGACCAAGAUGUUCAUGAACUAAACGAAGAGGUUAAAGACGUGAAGCGUCAAGCUGAGGACCCUCAGAUUUUGGAUAUUAGUGCUGACCAAGACAGAGUGAGACAGCUUCUAGCAGAGAUGCAGGAGGUUCUUGAUGAGUUACAGAAACGCGCAUUCCAGUACAAAUCAUACCAGAAGAACUUUAAGGUGGACAUGACAAAGUUUGAUGCUCUGGAGGAAGUUUGUGCAGAGCUGAAACUGAAACAGUUGUUAUGGGAUUCUCUCUCUGAAUGGGCAGUGCUUUAUGAAGACUGGAUUGAGAGCAAAUUUGAUAGCUUGGAUCCAGAAUUAUUGAAUUCCCAAGUUGCUAAGUAUGUUAAAUAUGUGACUCAGUUGGAAAAAGGUUUGCCGCCUAAUAGCGUCGUUCCACGGCUCAAGGAGAAAGUGGAGCGGAUGAAAGAAAAGCUUCCUGUUAUCACAGAUCUAAGAAACCCUUGUUUGAAACCCAGACACUGGGCAAUUUUGGAACAAGUCAUUGGCGCAACAUUAGUAGAUGUGGAAAAUCCAUUAACCUUGGAUAGACUUGUUCAGAUCAAUGCUUUUGAAUAUGGUCAGGAGAUUCAAGAUAUUUCUGGGCAAGCCUCAGGAGAAGCGUCGUUGGAGAUAAUUCUCAAAAAGGUAGAAGAUUCUUGGAAAACAAUAGAAUUCAUUGUUCUUCCUCACCGUGAUUCAAAAGAUAUUUUUAUCCUUGGCGGCACAGAUGACAUUCAGGUCAUUUUGGAUGACAGUACUAUUAACGUAGCAACAAUAGCCUCUUCACGAUAUGUCGGCCCUCUGAAACCACGGGUUGAUGAAUGGCAGAAGCAGCUUGCUUUGUUCAGUCAGACAUUGGAAGAAUGGCUGACAUGUCAGAGAAACUGGCUCUACUUGGAAAGUAUUUUUAGCGCCCCCGAUAUUCAGAGACAGCUGCCGGCAGAAGCAAAGAUGUUCCUGCAGGUGGACAAGUCCUGGAAGGAAAUUAUGAGAAAAGUGAAUCGUCUGCCAAAUGCCCUCCGAGCAGCUACUCAGCCUGGCCUGUUAGAGACCUUCCAGAAUAACAAUGCCCUUCUUGAUCAAAUUCAGAAGUGCCUGGAGGCAUAUUUGGAGUCCAAGAGAGUUAUCUUCCCCAGGUUUUACUUUCUAUCGAAUGAUGAACUUUUGGAGAUUUUGGCUCAGACUCGCAAUCCUCAAGCUGUUCAGCCCCAUUUAAGGAAGUGCUUUGAUUCCAUCUCUAAACUGGAAUUUGCUCUUAUGGCUCCAGCCGAGGGAGAAGAAAAGGUUCUCACCAAUGAUAUUUUAGCAAUGUUGUCACCAGAAGGGGAGCGGGUCGGCUUAGGAAAAGGACUUAAGGCCAGAGGAAAUGUUGAAGACUGGCUUGGCAAAGUCGAAGAAGCAAUGUUCACUUCCCUUAGGCGCCUCAGCAAAGCUGCCAUUGCUGAUUAUCAGAUAAAGGAGAGAGUAGAAUGGGUUGUGGCUGGACAUCCCUCUCAGGUUGUGCUCACCAUUUCUCAGCUCAUGUGGUGCCGUGAUCUAACCCAGUGUUUAGAAGGAGAGGAUGUUGAUCAUUUAGAAGCUUUGACAGAAUUUGAAACUGAGAACUUUGAUAGAUUGAACGCAUUGGCUUCACUCGUUCGCGGCAUCCUUCCCAAACUCCACAGAAAUAUCAUAACAGCACUCAUAACUAUUGAUGUACAUGCAAGAGAUAUCGUUACUGAACUUGUUCAACAAAAGGUGGACUCUGUGUACAACUUUGAUUGGCAAAGACAACUGCGUUACUAUUGGGACCUUGAUCUGGACAACUGUGUGGCUAGGAUGGCUUUGUCUCAGUACACUUAUGGUUAUGAAUAUCUGGGGGCAUGCCCAAGAUUAGUGAUCACCCCACUUACAGAUCGUUGCUACCUCUGCCUGAUGGGAGCCUUGCAACUGGACCUAGGUGGAGCCCCAGCUGGACCUGCUGGCACUGGCAAAACAGAGACCACGAAAGACCUGGCAAAAGCACUUGCCAUCCAGUGUGUCGUGUUCAACUGUUCAGAUGGCUUGGAUUAUAAGAUGAUGGGGCGUUUCUUCAGUGGCUUAGCACAGUCUGGAGCAUGGUGCUGCUUUGAUGAAUUUAACCGAAUUGAUAUUGAAGUUCUCUCUGUGAUUGCCCAACAGCUGAUUACUAUUAGGAAUGCCAAAGCUGCAAAGUUUUCUCGGUUUAUGUUUGAAGGACGUGAAAUAAAGUUGGUUAUGACUUGUGCAGCAUUCAUUACAAUGAAUCCUGGCUAUGCUGGACGGACAGAGUUACCUGAUAAUCUGAAAGCUCUCUUCAGGCCAUUCUCAAUGAUGGUUCCAAACUAUGCUUUGAUUGCCGAGGUUAUUUUGUAUUCUGAAGGAUUUGAAUCUAGUAAAACGCUUGCAAGGAAGAUGACUCAAAUGUACAAGCUCUGUAGUGAACAGCUGUCUCAACAGGACCACUAUGAUUUUGGAAUGAGGGCUGUCAAAUCUGUCUUAGUCAUGGCAGGGUCAUUAAAGAGGGAGAAUCCAGAUCUGAAUGAGGAUGUUGUAUUAAUAAGAGCAUUACGAGACUCCAAUCUACCAAAAUUUCUUGCAGAUGAUGCUCUUUUGUUCAGUGGGAUUAUAUCCGACCUUUUCCCUGGAGUCAUAAUCCCAGAGCAUGAUUACGGGGUGCUGCAGUCAACAAUAAUAGAAGUCAUGCUUUCCAAAGGAUUGCAGCCUGAAUCUACCAUGGUUCAUAAAGUCAUUCAGCUUUACGAAACUAUGUUGGUAAGGCAUGGUGUAAUGCUUGUUGGUCCAACCGGAGGUGGGAAAACUACCGUUUACCAAGUUCUUGCCGACGCUCUCGGAGCAUUGCAUGCGGCGGGAGAGCAGAACCCUUUCUACCAGCCCGUUAAAACAUAUAUCCUCAACCCGAAAUCGAUCACAAUGGGUGAAUUGUAUGGCGAGGUUAACAAUCUAACCCUGGAGUGGAAAGACGGCCUGAUGGCAUUGAGUGUUCGAGCAGCUGUCGUUGACACCUCUGAAGAUCACAAAUGGAUCGUCAGCGAUGGACCUGUGGAUGCUUUAUGGAUUGAAAACUUGAACACUGUCCUGGAUGAUAACAAGAUGCUUUGUUUAGCUAACAGUGAAAGAAUCAAACUCACACCUUUUAUUCACAUGCUGUUUGAGGUGGAAGACUUAAGGGUUGCUUCACCUGCCACUGUGAGCCGAUGUGGAAUGGUAUAUAUUGACCCAGAUGAACUGAAGUGGUUACCCUACGUAAAGACGUGGCUGGCAGGCCUUGAAGGAAAACUCAAUGAGGAAACCAAAACAUAUUUGUUUGAACUGUUUUGCCGUUACGUUGAAGAUGGUCUAAAAUACAUCAACAAAAAAUGCUCUCAAGCUAUACCUCAGGUGGACAUCAGUAAAGUUACUGCACUGUGUUGUUUACUGGAGUCACUGCUUCUUGGAAAAGGAGGGCCCAGCAUGAAACUGGAACAGUCAAGACUGAACUGUCUUGUGUGCCAGACCUUCGUGUUCUGCUACCUGUGGUCACUGGGUGGAAAUAUAUUGGAGAUCUAUUGGGAUGGCUUUGAUACAUUUAUAAGACAGCAGUUUGACGACAAUCCGGAUGCUAAGCUUCCAAGUUCUGGCGAUCUGUGGAGCGUUUACAUUGAUUUCGAUACAAGGCGACUGGAUCCUUGGGAGAGAAUUAUACCUACAUUUAAAUACAGCAAAACAGUACCAUUCUUUGAAAUGCUCGUCCCAACCACUGACACCGUGCGUUAUGGCUUUCUAAUGGAAAAAUUGCUUGCUAUCAGACAUUCUGUACUGUUUACAGGAAUAACAGGGGUUGGCAAGUCUGUAGUUGCAAGGGCUCUGCUAAACCGAAUACAGGAUGAAGCAGGCUAUGUUCCUGUUUACCUAAAUUUCUCUGCUCAGACUUCAUCUGCAAGAACUCAAGAGAUUAUUGAAUCCAAAUUGGAAAAGAAAAGGAAAAAUAUUUUAGGAGCACCGGGGACUAAAAGAGUUGUCAUUUUUGUGGACGACCUAAACAUGCCUAAAUUGGAUCGUUAUGGUUCUCAGCCUCCGAUUGAGCUACUGAGACAGUACCAGGACUUCGGAGGGUUCUACGAUAGAGACAAACUAUUUUGGAAGGAAAUACAAGAUGUGACUAUCGCAGCAGCCUGUGCACCUCCAGGCGGUGGACGAAACCCAGUCACACCACGUUUCAUAAGACACUUUGCCAUGCUGUGUCUUCCAACGCCCUCCGAGCACAGCCUUAAACAAAUCUUUCAGGCUAUUUUAAAAGGCUUUUUGGCUGAAUUCUCUACAGCAGUUAAGCAGACUGCAAAAAGCAUAGUGGAAGCUGCUGUUGAAAUAUAUCAAAGAAUGAGCAUUGAUCUUCUCCCAACACCAGCAAAAUCCCAUUAUGUAUUUAAUUUACGUGAUUUGUCAAAGUGCGUGCAAGGCAUAUUGCAAUGCGACUCUGCAACAGUUCGAGAUCAAGCGCAGAUAUUUAGGCUCUUUUGCCAUGAGUGCCAGAGAGUUUUUCAUGACCGCCUCAUCAGCAAUGAAGAUAAACUCUAUUUCUAUUCUAUGUUAUCUGAUAUGGCCAGCAAACAUUUUGGAGUCUCAGUUGAUCCAGAUUCGUUUGCGUCAAAACCUAUUAUCUUCGGGGACUACAUAAAGGUUGGCCUCGAUAAAGCUGAGCGUGUGUAUGAAGAGCUAACUGACAUGAACAAGCUUACAAAUGUUUUACAAGACUAUCUGGAUGAUUAUAAUCUGUCAAGCUCUAAGGAGGUGAAGCUGGUAUUUUUCCAAGAUGCCAUAGAGCAUGUUUCAAGAAUCGCUCGGAUGAUCCGCCAGGAAAGGGGGAAUGCCUUGCUGGUUGGCGUUGGGGGCACGGGCAAGCAGUCCCUAACUCGGCUUGCCUCUCACAUAUGUGACUACAAGUGCUUUCAGAUUGAACUGAGCCGUGGUUACAAUUACGACAGUUUUCAUGAAGACCUUAGGAAGCUAUAUAAAAUGGCAGGGGUGGAAGACAAAGAUAUGGUUUUUCUUUUCACCGACACGCAGAUUGUUGUGGAGGAGUUUCUAGAAGAUAUAAACAAUAUUCUGAAUUCUGGUGAGGUACCAAAUCUGUUUGAGAAAGAUGAACUGGAGUUUGUGAUGGCAGCUACCAGACCCAAAGCAAAAGAAGCUGGUUUAGCAGAGGGUAAUAGGGAUGAGGUAUUUCGAUAUUUUAUUAACCGUGUCCGCCAGAAGCUGCACAUUGUUCUGUGCAUGAGUCCUGUUGGAGAUGCAUUUCGAGCACGGUGCCGAAUGUUUCCAUCGCUUGUGAAUUGCUGCACGAUCGAUUGGUUUGUUCAGUGGCCCAAAGAAGCUCUGUUUUCUGUAGCAAGGACUUUUUUUCUGCCCGUUGACCUUGGAAGCGACAAGAUGAAAGAGAAACUUUCUAUAAUGUGCGUGGAUAUACACCUGAGUGUGACAGAGAUGGCAGACCGAUACUAUGCUGAGCUCCGUCGGCGCUACUACACCACACCUACUUCCUAUUUAGAGUUAAUAAAUCUUUAUUUGUCCAUGCUGAGUGAAAAAAGGAAACAGCUGGUUUCAGCUCGGGAUCGUGUGAAGAAUGGCUUAACCAAGUUGUUAGAGACAAACGAGCUCGUCGACAAAAUGAAAUUAGAUCUCUCAGCUUUAGAGCCAGUUCUGAAGGAGAAAUCAAUAGACGUUGAAGCUUUGAUGGAAAAAUUAGCAGUGGAUCAAGAAAAUGCAGAUCAGGUUCGUCGUGUUGUUCAAGAAGAUGAAGCUAUUGCGAAAGUAAAAGCAGAGGAAACUCAGGCAAUAGCUGAUGAUGCUCAGCGUGAUUUGGAUGAGGCUCUCCCUGCUUUAGAAGCUGCCAACAAAGCUCUCGAUUCUUUAGACAAAGCAGACAUUUCUGAAAUCAGAGUUUUCACUAAACCCCCCGACCUAGUCAUGACUGUGAUGGAAGCUAUCUGUAUUCUUCUUAAUGCAAAACCUGACUGGGCAACAGCAAAACAGCUUCUUGGAGACUCCAAUUUCCUGAAAAAGCUUUUAGAAUACGAUAAAGAAAACAUUAAGAGUCAAAUAUUGCAAAAACUUCAGAAAUAUAUCAACAACGUUGAUUUUGUGCCGGAAAAAGUAGAGAAAGUGUCAAAGGCAUGCAAAUCUAUGUGCAUGUGGGUGAGAGCUAUGGAUUUGUACUCUAGAGUCCUCAAGGUUGUGGAGCCAAAGAGGCAGAAGUUGAAUGCUGCACAGGCAGAGCUUGAUGGUACCAUGGCUACCCUUCGAGAUAAACAAAAAAAGCUGAGACAGGUAGAAGAACAAAUUCAAGAAUUACAAGACCAGUAUGAAAAAAGUGUGAAUGAAAAAGAGAGUCUUGCAAGGACCAUGGCACUGACUCAAGCGCGUCUUACUCGAGCUGGGAAGCUCACUGCUGCAUUAGGAGAUGAACAGGUCCGGUGGGAAGAGAGCAUUUUGAAUUUUGAAGCAGAGAUUUCCAACAUCAUUGGAAAUGUGUUCAUAGCUGCAGCUUGUGUCGCCUAUUUGGGAGCGUUUACAGCUCUCUACAGACAGUUGCUAAUAGAUGGUUGGAUCAGGCAAUGUCAGAGUCUAGACAUUCCUAUUAGUUCUGACUUCAGCCUUAUAAAUAUUUUGGGAGACCCUUAUGAGAUUCGACAAUGGAACACUGAUGGACUGCCACGUGACUACGUGUCCACUGAGAAUGGCAUUCUUGUUACUCGGGGGCGACGAUGGCCACUGAUGAUUGACCCCCAAGAUCAGGCAAAUCGUUGGAUAAGAAACAAAGAAGCAAAAAAUGGUUUGAAGAUAAUUAAGCUAACAGAUGCAGGUUUCCUGCGUACCCUGGAGAAUGCCAUUCGUCUGGGGAUGCCCGUUCUUCUAGAAGAGCUUAAAGAAUCACUGGACCCAGCUCUGGAACCCAUUCUUUUGAAGCAGACUUUUAUUUCUGGUGGGAGAAUGCUCAUUCGCCUUGGAGACUCAGACAUAGACUAUGACAGGAAUUUUAAGUUCUACAUGACAACCAAAAUGCCAAAUCCACACUACCUGCCUGAGGUGUGCAUCAAAGUUACAAUUAUCAAUUUCACUGUUACCGUAUCGGGCUUGGAGGAUCAAUUGCUGAGUGAUGUCGUGCGCCUAGAGAGACCUGAGCUGGAGGAGCAAAGAACCCAGCUCAUUGUGAGAAUUAAUUCUGAUAAGAAUCAGCUGAAAGCCAUUGAAGACAAAAUUCUAAAGAUGCUUUUUACAUCAGAGGGGAAUAUCCUGGACAAGGAAGAACUCAUCAACACACUCCAAGAAUCAAAGGUUACGUCCGGUGCCAUUAAAGUAAGGCUUGUUGAAGCAGAAACUACCGAAGAAAAGAUAAAUGUGGCCCGUGAAAAAUACCGCCCAGUGGCCACUCGAGGCUCAGUCAUGUACUUUGUGAUUGCAAGCCUGUCAGAAAUCGAUCCGAUGUAUCAGUUUUCCUUGAAGUAUUUCAAGCAGCUGUUCAACACAACUAUUGAAACAUCUGAAAAACACAAUGUUCUGGAGCGGCGCCUAGCUAUACUGCUUAGUCAGACCCUCUACGCAACUUAUACCAAUGUUUCCCGAGGCCUUUUUGAACAGCACAAACUUAUCUACAGCUUCAUGCUGUGUAUUGAGAUCAUGCGGCAAAAAGAAGAACUUACAGAUGUUGAAUGGAAUUUCUUCCUCCGUGGAUCUGCCGGUUUAGAUAAGGAACGGCCUGCCAAACCUGAAAUUCCAUGGCUUGAAGAACAUACUUGGUUUAUGUGCUGUGACUUAGAAGAAACACUUCCUUGUUUUGCAGGAAUUCAAAAGGACAUAUUGUCCAAGCACAUUUUCAUUAAAUUAGGGCAACUUGAAUGUCGUGUCAACCCAGAAGAAUGGGAAGGUUAUGAGCCUGCAGAAGAAGAAAUGAAACCCAAAGAAGACCCAGCAAGCAUUCCUUGGGACACUAGGCUGACUAUAUUUCAGAAAUUAAUUGUGGUGAAAUGCUUUAUGGAAGAAAAGGUGGUUUCUGCAUUUACUGAAUUUGUAAUAGAAAAUCUUGGGAAACAGUUCAUUGAGAAUCCUCCAGUUGAUCUGGCAACCCUUUACCAAGACAUGUCUCCUUCAACACCACUAGUGUUCAUCCUCAGUACAGGCUCUGACCCCAUGGGUGCUUUCCAAAGAUUUGCAAAAGAGAGUGGAUACUCAGAAAGAGUCGAGUCAAUUUCCUUAGGACAAGGGCAAGGACCUAUUGCAGAAAAAAUGAUUAAGGAUGCCAUGAAAUCGGGAAAUUGGGUGUUCCUGCAGAAUUGUCACCUAGCGGUUUCAUGGAUGUUAGCAAUGGAAGAGCUUGUAAAAAGUUUUACAGAACCAAGCGUGUCUAUCCAUGAAAGCUUUCGACUCUAUUUAAGUUCUAUGCCAAGUAAUACCUUCCCUGUCACUGUCCUUCAGAACUCUGUCAAGGUAACUAAUGAACCUCCCAAAGGACUCCGGGCAAACAUCAGGCGAGCGUUCACAGAAAUGACACCUUCGUUUUUUGAAGAAAAUAUCCUGGGGAAAAUGUGGAGAAAAAUAAUCUUUGGCAUUUGCUUCUUCCAUGCAAUCGUUCAGGAGAGGAAAAAGUUUGGGCCUCUUGGAUGGAACAUAUGUUAUGAAUUUAAUGACAGUGACAGAGAAUGCGCCUUACUGAACCUCAAUCUAUAUUGUCAAGAGGGGAAAGUACCCUGGGAUGCCCUUGUUUAUAUAACAGGUGAAAUUACCUAUGGCGGGCGAGUUACAGAUGCUUGGGAUCAGAGGUGCCUUCGUACAAUCCUAAGGAGGUUUUUCUCUCCAGAAACAUUAGAAGAGGAAUAUAAAUAUUCAGAAUCAGGUAUAUAUUUUGCACCGGUGGCUGAUGGUUUGCAAGAUUUUAAAGAUUAUAUUGAAAAUCUUCCUUUGAGUGAUGACCCAGAAAUUUUUGGGAUGCAUGAAAAUGCCAAUUUAGCUUUCCAGCGUAAAGAGACAAAUACCCUAAUUACUACAAUACUUGAAGUGCAGCCACGAUCAACUGCUCAAGGAUCAGGAAAAAGCAACGAUGAGAUUGUUCAAGAGCUUGCAAGCACAAUCCUGACCAAAAUUCCUGAAAAACUUGACAUGGACACUGCUGCAGAAAGCCUUUUUGUCAAGGAUGACAAAGGGCGAGUAGACUCUUUGACGACUGUCCUCGGUCAAGAAGUGGAUCGUUUCAACGGCCUUCUCAAGUUGUUACGGAUCUCACUAGAAACACUCAACAAAGCCAUUGCCGGUUUUGUAGUGAUGUCAGAAGAGAUGGAGAGAGUGUACAACAGCUUCCUGAAUAACCAGGUACCCACCCUGUGGGCCAAUGCAGCCUACCCAUCACUGAAGCCAUUAGGAGGAUGGGUGAAGGAUCUUGUGCUGAGGACAGCCUUUGUAGAGUUCUGGCUCAAAAGAGGUCCACCUAAAUCAUUCUGGAUCUCUGGCUUCUUUUUCCCCCAAGGAUUUUUGACAGGAACUCUUCAGAACCAUGCUCGAAAAUAUAACUUACCAAUUGAUGAGCUUAGUUUCAGCUACAAUUUCAUUCCCGUCUACCGAGAUCAAGCACAAGUUGCAGAAGCGUCAAAACAGACUCAUUUUGGAAAUGAGUUGCCAAUGGAUGCCCUGCUGCCAUCUCCUGAAGAUGGUGUUCUGGUCCAUGGAAUGUUCAUGGACGCCAGCUCCUGGGAUGACGAAGAGAUGGUUAUAGAGGAUGCUUUACCAAGGCAAAUGAACCCCACGUUGCCAGUGGUGCAUUUUGAGCCACAACAGAAUUACGAAUCAAGUCCCACGCUGUAUCAGGCCCCACUCUAUAAAACUGGGGCUAGGGCAGGAACUCUGUCUACCACAGGUCAUUCAACCAAUUUUGUGGUAACAGUCUUGUUGCCUUCCAAACGGCCAAGUGACUAUUGGAUAUCCAAAGGGUCUGCAUUGCUUUGCCAGCUGAAUGACUAACUGGGACAGGGUCGUUGCCAUCCACCAAGAGGAUGUCUGUCUAUGUGGUGUGUCCAGCAUUGGUUGCAGUGUUACAUCAGUGCCAAGCCCACAAUACUGGUAGGCUAUAUAAUCACAGUGUCAGAAGGUCAGGCCUUCCUUCCAAUGGAAUUUUAAAAAAAAUUGCAUUGUUUUCUAAGCAAGUUGGAUGUCGCUCUCAUUGUCCGCCCUCCUCCUUUCCCCAUCCUUUAUUCACUUAACCACUCCUAUGUUUUAUGCAUCUGUCAUACAGUUAAAGUCUUUUUUUUUAAAAUCCACCAUGAAGUGCGUGCAUGUUUUUAGACAAACAUGCUUUGCAUCAGAAUAGUCACUUAUUGUGAAUCCUGUGCCAUAAGCUUUUGUAUCUUGUUUUCUUUGUGAAUGUAAAUGGCUUAUAAUGGGGAAAGUUUCAUGGGAGAAAAAAAUAUAUUGACAGCAAGCCUUUUAAGUGGUUGAUUCUGGUUUAUCU
Molecule: messenger RNA, 13090 nt
Organism: Heteronotia binoei (common prickly gecko)
Lineage: Eukaryota; Metazoa; Chordata; Lepidosauria; Squamata; Gekkonidae
Gene: DNAH6
Product: dynein axonemal heavy chain 6
Biological process (GO): microtubule-based movement
Cellular component (GO): dynein complex
Molecular function (GO): dynein intermediate chain binding; minus-end-directed microtubule motor activity; ATP hydrolysis activity
Source: RefSeq, a predicted model, not a curated record